Molecule: messenger RNA, 3090 nt
Organism: Saimiri boliviensis boliviensis (Bolivian squirrel monkey)
Lineage: Eukaryota; Metazoa; Chordata; Mammalia; Primates; Cebidae
Gene: DEPTOR
Product: DEP domain containing MTOR interacting protein
Biological process (GO): G protein-coupled receptor signaling pathway; intracellular signal transduction; positive regulation of GTPase activity
Cellular component (GO): plasma membrane
Molecular function (GO): protein binding; GTPase activator activity; guanyl-nucleotide exchange factor activity
Source: RefSeq, a predicted model, not a curated record
GGGGCUCCAACCAUGGAAGAGAGCAGCAGCGUUGGCAGCGCUGGCAGUGACAGCAGCACCAGCGGGAGUGGCGGGGCGCAGCAAAGGGAGCUGGAGCGCAUGGCUGAGGUCUUGGUCACCGGGGAACAGCUACGGCUGAGGCUGCAUGAAGAAAAGGUUAUUAAAGAUAGACGUCAUCAUCUCAAGACCUACCCAAACUGUUUUGUCGCAAAAGAACUGAUUGACUGGCUAAUUGAACACAAAGAGGCUUCCGACAGAGAGACGGCAAUCAAACUCAUGCAGAAAUUAGCAGACCGGGGCAUUAUUCACCAUGUGUGUGAUGAGCAUAAGGAAUUCAAGGAUGUCAAACUCUUCUACCGCUUUAGAAAGGAUGACGGCACCUUCCCAUUGGAUAACGAAGUGAAGGCCUUUAUGAGAGGACAGAGGCUGUAUGAAAAGCUGAUGAGCCCUGAAAACACACUUCUCCAGCCCAGGGAGGAAGAAGGGGUCAAGUAUGAGCGUACCUUCAUGGCAUCUGAAUUCCUGGACUGGCUGGUCCAGGAAGGUGAGGCCACUACGAGGAAAGAGGCAGAGCAGCUUUGCCACCGGCUUAUGGAGCAUGGCAUCAUCCAGCAUGUGUCCAACAAGCACCCAUUUGUGGACAGCAAUCUUCUCUACCAGUUCAGAAUGAACUUCCGGCGGAGGCGAAGACUGAUGGAGCUGCUCAGUGAAAAGUCCCCCUCCUCCCAGGAAACUCAUGACAGUCCCUUCUGCCUGAGGAAGCAGAGCCAUGACAAUCGGAAAUCUACCAGCUUUAUGUCAGUGAGCCCCAGCAAGGAGAUCAAGAUUGUGUCUGCAGUGAGGAGGAGCAGCAUGAGCAGCUGUGGCAGCAGCGGGUACUUCAGCAGCAGCCCCACCCUCAGCAGCAGCCCCCCUGUGCUCUGCAACCCCAAGUCCGUGCUGAAGAGACCCGUCACGUCUGAGGAACUCCUUACUCCCGGGGCUCCGUAUGCAAGGAAGACAUUCACGAUUGUUGGUGACGCGGUUGGCUGGGGUUUUGUGGUGCGAGGAAGUAAGCCAUGCCACAUCCAGGCUGUCGACCCCAGUGGCCCUGCAGCCGCAGCAGGAAUGAAGGUCUGUCAGUUUGUCGUCUCUGUCAAUGGGCUCAAUGUCCUGCACGUAGACUACCGGACCGUGAGCAAUCUGAUCCUGACGGGCCCACGGACAAUUGUCAUGGAAGUCAUGGAGGAGUUAGAGUGCUGAGUUCCUGGGCCUCCCAGCCCUCUAGCGGCCUGCGGGUGAUCGAAGCCAGAAUGACACAAAGCAAUGCAAUGAUGAGAUUUCCAUGCAAAUGGAUGGUUGUGGUCCUAUGGAUCAUCUCAGCACAUAUACAUCUAAAGUUGAGUUUUAUACACUGAAUGUGGAAAAACCGGGUAACAUAUCUUUUUAAUAAGAUGUCAGUGUAGAAAACAUUUGGGAAACAGAGUUUUCCUACAUGGUAGAACUGCCUUACUAGAUUUCUAUUUGUAGGUCUCGUUCGUUGUUUUUUAUCUUAGUUUGCAGAAAGGUAUUGAAAUGCUUCUCUAGUCCAAACAGCAACACGCGGAAGUCCCCUUCUUCAGAGUCAAUAGAUUAGUCGUUAAGGGUUUUUAAUUGUACUUUCUCCAAAAUUAGCAUGGAUCUAUUUAAUAGGGAAUCUAGAUUUCACCAAGAUUCAAAUUGAAGCAACAUCCCAAGGAAUAAAACUUGUUCAUUGGCAUUUUGAAGGGGGUUCUAAAGCAUUCGAGUGCUUAAAAGCCAUAAAAAGGGAUUUCUUAAUUCCUGCCUUUAGUGUCAACUUUUAAGUUAGUGCAGGUUUCAGUUGUGGCAUUAGCUAAAACAAAAACAAAAAACUAAAAAAGCAAAAACUUGGUGAUGCUAUGGGCGAGUAUAGACAGGGAGAGACUGCAUAAAAUUGUCCCGAUUUUCUCUCUGAGCCUAAAAUCAUUUUGUUUUAUAAAUCAGGUAUAGCAGCUUUCUAGAUUUAAUCUUGAAUAUGUUGAAUGUUAAAACAGAGAAGUUUGUAUAUACAGGUAAUUAAAAAAUCAACCCUUCUGGCAAGAUUUCACUUUGAAGGUGUCUGUUUUUAAGGGAAGUCUAAAACUUUGCUGAUACGUGAUAAAACUUGAACUCUAAAUUGCCUCCUUAGCCUGAAUUUUUACUAGCUUUCUAGUGUAACAUAUUCUAAGGGACAUGACCUGCUGCUUAUUUGGGGGAAGUAUUUUUCACCAAAAUGACCAUCUUGUGUUUUAACUUUUUAGCUCACUUGUAUAUAUGCAUGUUUUCAUUUUUGGUCUAGAAAAUAGUACAUUUCGGGGCUUGGUGUGCAGAGGGAAUUCCUCGAAGUGCCAAAUUAGGGAGUUAGGGAAUAUUAAAUUCUUCAUUCCAAAUAAUGGAUCUGAAUGAAGAGGUUAAUUUUUUUUAUCAUGCAUUAACAAAAUAAAAUAUGAAUAUCAUAUCAUAGCCAUUUAUUUGUAUUAGGUUAUCAUAAAUGUAUAGGUACUGGUGGAAUGGAUCUACUGUGCUAAAUAUGUUAUAGAUAUAGAUAUAUAUAUUUCUGGUAAUCUAACUUUUCUGAUUUGUAGCUUUAGUCAGAGAAUAGGAUUUUGGAGUGACAGAGAAUUUCUAACAGUAAUAUUGUUGUUAUACAUUUGAGAAACACUAUCACCUCUGUGUGGGUGUGCAUUUGUACUAUAUGGCAGGCUCUGUGCAUUUAAUAUCUGUGAUAUUCUUUAACCCUCAUCACCACCUUGCAAGGUAGGUGUUAACAUGCACAUUUUUUCAGAUGUGGAAACUAAGUCUGAGCAAGUUUUAAAUUGUCUCUAAGUUCACACAGUUGCAAGCACUACUAAGUGAUGGAGGCUGAAUGCAAACACAGGUUUAAUGCUAAAUUCCAUGUUACUCCCCUCAGCCUUUCCCCAUUUAAGGACCCUAUAUUGAGGGUUUAUUCUGAGCCAGGCUCUGUGCUAAGACUUUCUGCCAUUUGUCCUUAUUGGCCUGUGAAGUCAACACAAUCAUUAUCUCCACAAAUGAGGAAACUGACUCGUAAAGUGGUUAGUCAUAUGCCUAAGG